GGAGAUAUAGUCUUCAGCUUCAGUACAGAAGCUGAUUAGACUAAGGAUCAUCGACAGUCACCGAUGCUGAGGAGAACUGACACCAGGGCUGAUUGUGAAUGUUUACUCGAGCAUACCUUCGACACGUACUUGAAAUGGCCACAACUCGUACACCAAGCGCAAUAUUGAAGCAGCACAUUUGCAAUAAAAAUGGCCCAAAGGAAAAGCAGUCACGCGGAGGCACUGAACGCCGCACACGUGCAAUGGGAAUGCUGACCACUUCUAUCACGAACGACUCCAUCAUUAGACCAGUGGGAUUUUACGUUAUCGGAUUUAGGGAUUUAAAGUUUGCCGAUUUGUAUUUAAUUUUUCUCGGCUUCGUUUAUAUUGUAACGGUGUUGUGCAACUCUUUUCUCAUUUCGGUUAUAUGGAUAGAUCGUUGCCUACACACUCCAAAGUACAUUGCGGUGGCCAAUUUAGGGGUUGUCGACUUGAUUCUCAAUACAUCCUUUAUUCCUAGUGCGAUCAACACGUUUGUGACUAAAGAUACUUUCAUGUCCUUCAAUGCAUGUUUGACACAGAUGUUUUUUCAUUCCGUCUCUGCAAUACUAGAGUCAUUUUCCCUCAUUGCACUUGCCUAUGACAGAUUAAUUGCGAUAUGUUUCCCACUAAGGCAUAAUUCCCUCAACACUCCCAAAAUUAUGAUCAGUAUUUUAGCGAUGGUUUGGUCGUAUACUGCAAGCGUCAUGGUGUUCGAGGUCUUGUCAUUGACAAAACUGUCUUUUUGUGAUUCACUCACCGUGUACAGCUUUUACUGUGAAUACGUAACUGUGUUCGUACUAGCGUGCAAUGAUACAACACUACAGUGGACCAUCGCCGCUUCUCUGAGUUUCAUGAUUGGGUUUGGUGCCCUUACUUUCAUCCUCAUAACAUACAUGUGUAUAUUGGCAGCCGUGUUUAGAAUGAAAAAUGUGGAAAGCAGGUACAAGGCACUUGCAACCUGUACAGAACAUCUUGUCCUUGUUGCGAUUUUCUACGGGCCUAUCAUGACGCUGUACGUCGUAGAAUUGUUUGCAUUCCGCGUCGAUCCAACUGUCAGAUUGAUGAGCGUGUCUUUCGCCUCGUGCGUCCCGCCCUGUCUGAACCCCAUUGUGUAUUCCCUGUCUACCAAAGAAAUCAGGAACAGAUUACUGUCUAUACUCCAUAAAGUCAAGGAAGUAACGUGGGAAGGGCAGACAGAGACCCAAAGGUUGGGGUAAAUUUACAUUUUAAAAAUAAUAACAUGCAUUUAAUCAUAAGCUUUGCUGUUUGGCGUCAUUUGUACAUGUCUAUGUUAAGUCAAAUGCUAUGUAGUUGAAUUGUAUUUUUGUGGAAAUUGUGACCAAUGAGAGGUAUUUUAUAUACUGAAAGAAGUUUAUGGUGGCCUGCUUAAUCUGUCCAUAUGUACAGAUUAGGGAAAAUCUCAAAUUACAAACUCCAUUGAAGUCACUAAGGGUGCAUAAUGUUGUUAGACCUCAAACCCUCAAAAUUCCUUACAUACCGGCAGCAACUGUAAUUUCUUACAUACUGUAGGCUAAUCGUUUAUUUACUCUCUCUCUACUAUCAGACCCUUAGAUUAUACAAUAUGUAGAGACAGCGACGCCAUUAAAAACUAAUAGGGAGCACAUCAGAACCAGGAAGUACAAUUUUUUUGCUCAACAGACAUGGUCAGUUGUGUCCAUGGUCACAUGCCUAAUUCAGGUAAGGGUAGUCGAGUGCAUACAUAGGCUAAAGUAAAUUAAAAAAAUAAAAAAAUUAUAAUAAAAAUAUUUUACCUCGGAAAACCGAUAAGUUAUUUUGCUUCCGAAUAUAUAUAUUAUACAUUAAUAUUUGAGUGCAAGUACUUUACUUUUGCUGUAAAAAAUGAAUGGAGCCCAAUGGACAAACUUUCUUUUUGAGCAAAAAUCAUAGAUAUCAACAGGGGGCGCCAUUACAGCCGGUGCUGGGGAUGAGAACCGAAAGCUGCCCACUUGGGGUCCCUAGAGUAGACCACUACAGAACUUCAUCAUGCAUAUCCAUACGGCAAGCUCUACGGGACAUCCUUGUACAUCUCCCCGUUUCCUCAUAAGUAGAAGACGGUUCACAACUUCAGCAAUAGCAACACCAUGUAACCUGCUGUAACUGUCUUAACAGGAAUCUACAUAAAACUGAGGAUUCUGUGAACUUUAGGUGCCACUGUCUGAACUUCAUUUCCUCUGAACCCUGAGAAAAACGGAAGUCAGUUAUUUGGCUUUAUAUUUAUUUUGUGUGUCGAUUUGAAAAAAGUCCUUCAAUUGCCCUAACCCUCCCUCUUUCUCUCUUUCUCAUGCUUCCUUUUCUCAGUGCCAAUUUCUGUAACCCCUCUUGGAAGGGUCAGUGAGAUUUUGGGAGAGUACUGAAAUGUAAUAUGAAAAAAUAUUUAAAUGAUAAAAAAAAUUA
Messenger RNA from Anguilla anguilla (European eel), 2436 nucleotides. RefSeq names its product olfactory receptor 8U1-like. The coding region runs from base 99 to 1238 and encodes 379 amino acids. The transcript has 3 exons. NCBI's taxonomy places the organism in Eukaryota, Metazoa, Chordata, Actinopteri, Anguilliformes, Anguillidae. Gene Ontology annotation, biological process: G protein-coupled receptor signaling pathway. Gene Ontology annotation, molecular function: olfactory receptor activity; G protein-coupled receptor activity. The record is from RefSeq and is a predicted model, not a curated record. Gene Ontology annotation, cellular component: membrane.